Molecule: messenger RNA, 1335 nt
Organism: Epithele typhae
Lineage: Eukaryota; Fungi; Basidiomycota; Agaricomycetes; Polyporales; Epitheliaceae
Product: Metallo-dependent hydrolase
Exons: 6
Coding region: 1-1335 (444 amino acids)
Biological process (GO): N-acetylglucosamine catabolic process
Molecular function (GO): N-acetylglucosamine-6-phosphate deacetylase activity
Source: RefSeq, a predicted model, not a curated record
AUGGCAUCCUCCAACGGCCUUAUCUGCUUCACGAACUGCCUCCUCCCCCAGGAGGACGGUGCUCUGGUCGAGAAGGACCUCUGGAUCGACGAGCGCCGUGGGGUCAUCCUCGACUCCCAGCGUACGUUCUUCCUCCGCAAGGAGCGUCCCGAUCGUAUCAUUGACCUCGGUGGUAACAUUCUGAGCCCAGGAUUCCUCGAUAUUCAGAUCAAUGGCGCCUACAACUUCGACUUCUCCGUCUAUGAGGGUGACGAUGCCGCCUACAAGGAGGGUCUCCACCGCGUCGCCGAAAAAAUUGUCGAGACCGGUGUCACGUCGCUCCUGCCUACUAUCAUCACACAGGAGCGUUCUCUGUACCCCAAGCUCCUUCACCUUCUUCGCCCUUACAGCGCGCCGAACUCCGCGACGCUCCUCGGCUGGCACGCGGAAGGACCUUUCAUUCAGCUUGCCAAGCGCGGUGCACACGCUCCCGAAUUUUUAAUGGGAGCCAAGGAGGAGAUCAAGUCCUUCGAGUCGGUCUACGGCGCCGAAAACCUCGUUGUCGCCGAGGAUUGGCUGAUGGGCAGCGAGGCCACGGGUGACGCACUCGGCGUACGGGUGAUCACUGCUGCGCCCGAGGUGGAUGGCGUAAUGGUGUCCAUCCCCGAACUCGCGCGCCGCGGCGUCGUCUUCUCCAUCGGGCACUCGAUCGCCACCACCGCGCUCGCGACCGCGGCCGUCCAGGGCGGCGCGCGGCUCAUCACCCACCUCUUCAACGCGAUGCCCCAACUGCACCACCGGGACCCAUCGAUCAUCGGCCUGCUCGGCGCGUCCCCGCACCUGUCUUCCCCCAGCGAGCUCACCGACCUCGGGCUCACGAAGGGCAAGGUCGCGGAGAUGAGCUUCGAGCGCCCGUUCUACGAGCUCAUUGUCGACGGUAUCCACUCGCACCCGAACUCCGUCCGCCUCGCAUACUCGUCCUAUCCCGACGGCUGCGUCCUCAUCACGGACGCGAUGAAGAUCCUGGACCCGCAUCUGCCCGACGGGGUGCACCCGUGGCGGGACGGCAAGAACUUCGUCAAGGCCGGGGACAAGCUCUACCUCGAGGGCACCGACACGCUCGCCGGCUCCGUGGUCUCGCUCGACAAGUGCGUGCGGAACUUCUCGCGCUUCACCGGCUGCUCCCUCGGGGAGGCCAUCCGCUGCGCGACGUACAACCCCGCGCGCUGCCUCGGGAUCGAGGCGCGCAAGGGCACGCUCCGCCCCGGCGCCGACGCCGACCUCGUCGUCCUCGACCGCAAGGGUCGCGUGCAAAGCACUUGGGUCGCCGGGCGCGAGGUGUGGACGCGCGCGUAG